ACGGGAAGACAUGUGCGUUCAUAUUACCUGAGUCUUACAUAACAACCGGUAUCGACUUUGGUUUUAAUUACUUUUUCAUUUAUAAACUUUUUUAUGUACUCUUAGGCUUGAAUUACUUUUGAUUUAAAAAACAACAACAGAAUAGUAACCAAAAGUUGUUAUGACUAUCUAGGGUCGGUCAUUGAUACGAGGUCUAAUAAUAAAGCCUGUGGGAGCUCAUAAAUUUGACAGCAGUUGUAAUCUCGAGCCCUUGGCACAAUCUGCUGAAAGGCAUCUUGAAACUAGAGGAUUGGAGGUAUGAAGGUCGUGUCAUCUGGCUGAGCCUGUCGUCCUGCAUCGACUUUGUUAGUGUCCUAUCUAUCUAGAACUACCCUUGAACUCCUAUCCGCUCCUAUCCAGCCUUAAGCCCUUGGUCAAAUAUUGGAGACAAUCAUUAAAAUCAGAGAAAACACAGCAAUAAAUCGAGUGAUGACUCACAUCCAAGGCUAAGCGAGUCAUCGUAAGUCAGUGCCCUGGCGAUAACAAGGUGUAUAAAUAAGGGCUGUCUGCUUGAUUGGUGCCGCAAAACCUUUGCACAUGUUUGCACUUUGCAUCGCGAGAUUUGGUGUUCUGCUACCUUCCCUCCUUUCUGUUGUCGUCUGCUGUCUAGUUUGUCGUCAGUGAGGUCAUCGAGUUUGUCGACUAGCCUAACUGUUGAGGUCACGACAUGGCCGUCGGCAGAAUCUGCGCCCUUCUUCUAGUCACAACGAUUUUUGAUGAGAUCAUUUCCACCCCCAUCAUCAAGGCCCCUUGGGGGAACAUCCAGGGAGUAGACGUACAAGGUCGUGGCGGCAAAAAGAUGAGCGGGUACCUUGGUAUUCCCUUCGCCCUGCCCCCUACAGGCAAACUCCGUUGGCAGAAACCGCAGCCUCACCCCGGACCAGGAGACGGGAAGGUGUUUGAGGCCACCACCCUGCUACCGGCCUGUCCUCAGGAAGUCCCAUGGAUGGGGGUGUACAACGGUACAAGCGAGGACUGCCUGACCCUCAACGUCUUUGUACCUGUGGGCGAUGACGUCACGUCCGGUGCUCUCAAGCCGGUGAUGGUGUGGAUUCACGGAGGAGCAUUUCAAGUUGGCGACGCAGCGUCAUACAGACCAACCAAGCUGGUGGCAGACAAUGACGUCAUCGUGGUGACCAUCCAGUACCGCCUGGGUGUCUUUGGCUUUCUCUCCACGGGGGACGCCACAUCGCCGGGUAACUACGGGCUGUGGGAUCAGCGCCUGGCCUUAGUGUGGGUCAAGGACAACAUUAGAGCCUUUGGAGGUGACCCUGACCUGGUGACCAUCUUUGGGGAGUCUGCAGGCGCCAUGAGCGUAGGUUACCACGUCAUCAGUCCGGCCUCCACCGGGUUGUUCCGGCGGGCGAUAACUCAGAGCGGAAGUCCCUACAUGCAACUCUGCUUUCCCGACAGCAACAAGAUCAAGGAGCUGGCGUCUCCUUUGGGUUGUUCCUCAGACCCCGGAACCCCAUUCACCAUGAUGCUGGACUGUCUGCGAGGCAAGAGUGUAGAGGAGUUAGCUCACAUGGACAAGAUCCUGGGAUCCAAACAGGACACUGGCUUCAUGUUCAUGCCCCGUGUUGACGGUGAAUUUUUGAUAGACAGUCCUGCAAGACUGAUGACGGACAAAGGUCACAUGGCGUCAGUUCGUGUGGAAGAGGUGGACAUCUUGAAUGGCUUCAACAACAGGGAGGGGGCGCUACUGCUGAUUUUACUAAAGCUUAAUCCCGUUAAGGACGUGUACACCGCGAGACAUUUUCGUCAUCUUCUCAGCACCUGGAUGACGUGUGCAGACCUGGGUCCGGCCAAUGGCGUGGCCUUCAAGAUGUUAGAGUUUUUCUACCGAGGGACAGACGCCUUCACUAACAGGUCUGUUUCUUUAGACACUUUGGUACAAGCGUUGGGUGACGCCUUAUUCAGUGCACCUUCAAUGAUGUGGAUUCGAACCCUUGCUGUUCAGCCCCACACUAGCAAAAGGUAUCUGUACUGGCUAAACCAGAAUCUCAGUUUUAACUGGGGUGGCCCCGUCCCAGGUACACACCACGCAGAUGACUUGCUGCUGGAGUUCGAGUUCCUCACGGAGUCGAUGCUGUUUAGCGGCAAGACAGGUCCACUUACACCAGAGGAGGAGAAGCUGUCCUCGGACUUCGUAGCCAUGUUGGCUGACUUUGCCAGAACUGGAAAUCCAAGCGUCCACCUGAGGUCGUCUCUGGGCGAAGACAUACCGCAGUUCACGAGUCAAGGCGAGGCGUACCUCUCCCUCUCCACCAAUCCCAGCAUUCAGCAUCACGUGAUGCGCGAGCGCCUGGCUGUGUGGCUGCAGCUUCUAACGGAAGUGAAGAACGUCACCAACCAGCUGACACUGCAAGUGGCACAAGACCGCACGAAGGACGAACUGUGAAAUGCACGUGCGUUCGCGAAUAUUUUGAGUUUGUUGUAUAGCUUUUUAUCCCCAAAGCUAGAGCUAAAGCAUUUACAUACACACAGCACCAACCUUUUCAGAUUAUUACACACUUGGUGCCGACAGCAAGCUGGAAGUGGUCCACCAUCGACUUGUGGUGAAGGUCACAUGCAUAAUUCAACGAAAUCCUCCAUACAGGUGUGGGCAGCCAACGAUCGAGAAGCAUACAUCUGUCCCGUGAUGUACUUACAUGUCCUGUCUGUCCCGUCAUGGAGUUCUUUGCUUGUCCCUCAAAAUUUGCAUUAUUCUUUUUUGCUUAAUAUAGUUUAUGUUGCUUGUAGAUUUACUGGAAUCAAAUGAUUUCUGGGCGUUUCCCACACCUGCCCAGCACCAAUAUCUUAAUCAGAAAAAAAAUUGGGUUGUGGGGCCAACAAACAGUCGAAAUCUGAAAAUAAAGCAUUUUAAGACUGAAUGAAUCCAUUUUUGCCUUCGUCAGCAAGGAAUGCUUCUUUACUUUAACAGUUUGUAAUGUGUAAAAUAUUUUCUUAAAUUCAUUACUUUUCACGUAUUUUCUUUCCAACUUAGCAUAUAUAUAUAUGUAGCCUAUGAAUAAACAUUUAUAGGUAAUUGACUGCUGAGUGUAUGACAGCUAAAUUGUUUCAAUGUAUAUACGUAUUAUCUACUACGAGCACUAUCUUCAACUGUGGAUAAAUAAAGUUGUAUUUUACUGUCAUCUGGUGGGAAGUGUGGUGGUCUUACCAAGUUUAUUAAUAAACAUCCUGUCUUAAAGCAUG
Pomacea canaliculata is the source of this 3234-nucleotide messenger RNA. RefSeq names its product cholinesterase 2-like. The transcript is spliced from 6 exons. Lineage: Eukaryota; Metazoa; Mollusca; Gastropoda; Architaenioglossa; Ampullariidae. The record is from RefSeq and is a predicted model, not a curated record. The coding region runs from base 707 to 2440 and encodes 577 amino acids.